This is a messenger RNA of Clonostachys rhizophaga, 28983 nucleotides long. Lineage: Eukaryota; Fungi; Ascomycota; Sordariomycetes; Hypocreales; Bionectriaceae. The record is from the annotation of a GenBank genome assembly.
AUGCCUGCCAAUACCUCAAAACAGAGGCAAGAUCCUUCCUCAUCAUUGCUCUACAACGAGUCUCAGCACAGCUCGACAGAUAGCAUCAGUCGUCAAGAUCUUCAGCUCAUCUGGAAAUGGAAUCAUACCGUCCCAGAGACAGUCAACAAAUGUGUUCACAGUCUUAUCACGGAGAGAGUGCACCUGCAGCCUGACGACCAGGCCGUUCAGGCCUGGGACGGCAAUUGGAGCUAUCGCCAGCUCGAUGAACUCUCUACCAACCUAGCACAUCGCCUCGUCGAUAUUGGCGUCGGUCCUGAUGUGAUUGUCCCUCUCUGCUUUCAAAAGUCAAAAUGGACUCCCAUCGCCAUGCUCGCUGUUAUGAAGGCCGGAGGUUCAUCAGUGGCUCUGGAAACCUCACUCCCCUUCGAGCGUUUAUAUAGCAUCGUCCAACAAACCAAGCCAAUUGUUAUCUUGGCGUCUUCUUUGGCUGCUGGUCUUGCUGGCGACCUCACCUCAGGCCCACUCGUGCUUGUUGAUGAGGAAAGUACCAGCCUCUCUGUGACAAUCAACAAACUGCCAGAGGUUCACCCAUCAAGCAGGCUUUACAUCAUCUUCACUUCAGGCAGCACGGGCACUCCCAAGGGCACAAUCGUCACCCAUUCCAAUAUUUGUAGUUUAAUUCACCACCAGCAGGUUGUACAAGGCUAUUCGACCUCUUCACGGGUGUAUGAUUUUGCCAAGUACUCCUUCGACAUAGCAUGGUCGAAUUUUAUCCAUACCCUGACUGUGGGUGGCUGUCUGUGCAUCCCUUCCCAGCAAGAGGCUCUCAGCAACCUUGCUGGCUCCAUACGAGCCUACGGUGCAAACUGUAUGAAUAUCACGCCCUCAGUCGGUGCCAUGAUUCGACCCGUGGACUUGAAUGGUACACUGAAGCAUGUUAUUUUCGCUGGAGAGGCCCUGACGAGUCAGCUGGCCUCUGAGUGGGCACAAGUUACCCGCGUGUUCAACUUGUAUGGCCCAGCUGAAUGCGCAGUUGGAGCCACGCUGGCUGAAUUUGACGAUGGCGACGCUGCUGGCAAGCAAGACCCUAACGUGACCAUUGGCCGAGGAGCUGGCUUUUGCACUUGGGUGGUCCACCCUGACUGCCAUGACGAGCUGGUGCCUGUUGGAGCUACUGGUGAAUUGGUGCUGGAAGGCCCAAUUGUCGGAGACGGAUAUCUCGGACAACCAGAAAAGACGGCCGCAGUGUUCAUCGAGAGCCCGAAGUGGUUGGUUGCUGGGUCGCCAGGCUGUCCAGGGCGUCCAGGUCGACUGUACAAGACAGGUGAUCUUGUGCGCUACGAAGCCAAUGGGAAUAUUGCCUAUGUAGGCCGAAAAGACUUGCAAGUUAAGAUCAGUGGCCAGCGUGUGGAGUUGGGCGACGUCGAGUCUCAUGUGCGGACAGAGGUCGCUCAUGGCGGAGGGGAUGUGCGAGUGGCUGCCGAGCUCGUGACACCACGCAACAGCGACAGGUCUUUGCUUGUUGCGUUCAUACAGAUAUCGAACUCAGUUUCCAGCCAAGACAAGGACGGGCUAGAAAUAGAGGUGCAGAGAGUCACCGACGGACUCAACAACCGGUUGGCCGUCCACAUCCCGGCGUACAUGAUCCCGGCAGCCUAUAUACCGCUUGAGGUUUUUCCCACAACAUCUAGUGGGAAAUUGGAUAGAAGCAAGCUUAGAGAAACGGGGGCAGCAUUUUCAUUGAAGGAGCUUAUGGCUCAAGGUUCAUCCUUGCCAGACAAGAGGGAGCCAACCACCGUUAUGGAGCUCCGUUUACGAGGACUUUGGUCCUCUGUUCUCGGUUUGGACGACGAUAGCAUCGGGGCUGAUGAUGACUUUCUACGUCUUGGAGGGGAUUCUAUUGCGGCCAUGAAACUGGCUGGAGCCGCGCGAGAUGACAGCCUACUGCUCAAUGUCGCCGACAUCUUUACCCAUCCGGUACUAUGUGACAUGUCAAAGGUCGUAGCCGAGCUUUUAGAGGAUAGUAGUAGCCCCAUCGAGCCUUUCUCUUUGCUCAAAAACCAUAUCGACGCGGAGUCGGUGCGCAGACAGGCGGCCGUCAUCUGUGGCGUCGCCACUGAGAAUGUGGCCGACGUCUUUCCCUGCACACCUCUACAAGAAGGCCUCAUCGCAUUGACAGCCAAGAAUCCCGGUGACUACAUCUCACGGCAUGUUUUCCAACUGCGGCCUGAGGUGAACACGGAGCGUCUUCGAAAGGCAUGGGAACAGGUCGUGGCGGCAACAGCUAUUCUUCGGACGCAAAUUGUCGACAUCAAGCCCCAAGGCAUGGUGCAGGUGGUCAUUGAUACGAAUGCAACGACGGGAGUAAUGCAUGAGGAGCGACGCAUGAGCCUCGCCAAGUAUAAGGAGAUGGAUGAAAAGCUCACAAUGGACUUGGGAAGUCCCUUGGUCCGAUUCACACUGUUCGAGGAGGAGCGAAAAGAUGAGAAAGAGGCGAGACGUUUCUUUGUGUGGACGAUUCACCACGCGUUAUAUGAUGGAUGGUCUAAAUCACUACUUUUAAAGCGGCUUUCCCAUGCUUAUUAUGGCGGGGAAGGAGAGCUUGAGGAUUUUAUUCCAUUCCAAGGUUUCGUGAAGCAUAUCCUCAAUAUACAGGAAGAUGAGGCAACCAACUUUUGGUCGACGCAGUUCAGGGACAUUAAUGCACAAAUAUUUCCCGCACUGCCGUUGCCGCGUUAUCAGCCGAGAUCUGAUAUCCUGCUGAAGCAUGACAUUAGAGAUCUCCAGUGGCCAAAUGCAAUGGGUAUGACAGCCUCGACCCUGUUGCGAGCUGCAUGGUCCAUCGUCACCUCAUGUUAUACUGGCGCAAAUGAUAUCGUGUUCGGCAUUACGGUGAGCGGCAGGCAGGCAGCUGUCCGAGGAGUGGAUGGGAUAACUGGUCCCACGAUUGCGACAGUGCCGUUGCGGAUUGUCUUGAAUAAGGAAAAGACUGUCGAAGAACUUCUUAUCCAAAUUCAAGACCAGGUCCUCGGCAUGGUGCCAUUUGAACAAACAGGUCUACAACGAAUCAAGAGGGUCAGCCCUGAAGCCGAGCGAGCGUGCGACUUCCAAACGUUGCUCAUCAUCCAGCCAGCCGAGGAUGAGACGGAGAGGUCGUGCCAUGAUCGUCUCUUUGUACGAGAUGGUAAUUUUGAGGAAAUAUGCGAAAUGGAAAACGAAAUGGCAGAAUUCCGCACGUAUCCUUUGUCUCUAGAGUGCCACCUGCAGGAGCAAGGCGUCGUCUUGUCGACAAGAUUUGACUCUGCUGUGCUUCAACACGACCAAGUGGCCAACAUGAUGAGGCAGCUGGAACACGUUGUCCGCCAGCUAUGCAAUUCCCAACAUGCACAGGUCAAAUUGGGAAACCUGGCUCUGAUCGGUCAAGAGGAUCUCGCCCAGAUAUGGCGCUGGAACUCAAGCGUACCCGAGACGGCCGAUGGUGCUGUGCACGACUUGAUUUCUGCUAUAACGAGGCAGCAGCCGAAUGCUGAGGCAGUAUGCGCGUGGGAUGGUAGCUGGACGUAUCGCGAGCUUGACGACCUGUCGACACGUCUGGCACAUCAUCUCGUUGGUCUGGGUGUUGGGCCUGAUACCAUUAUCCCGCUAGUCGUCGAAAAGUCAAAAUGGAUGCCUGUAGCUAUGGUGGCUGUGAUGAAGGCUGGGGGAGCUUCUGUUGCUCUCGACGACACGCAGCCAGAGGAUCGACUUGGAAGUAUCGUGCGACAAUUGGAACCGGUCGUGGUGUUGACGUCGGCCAAGAACCAGGACCUUGCUCGCCGCCUGAGCCCAAUGGUCACGUGCAGCCUGGGUGUGGUCGGCGAGGAGCACCUGCCCAGUCAUCCUUGUGCUUCAACAUCUAUAUCAUCAACACCGACAUCAUCCAUAGAACUCCCAAAAGUAGACUCUUCAAACAGACUCUAUCUCGUCUUCACGUCCGGCAGUACUGGGACCCCAAAGGGCGUGGUCGUAACUCAUGGAAACAUUAGCAGCGCCAUCCGCCACCAGCGGGGUACCCUUGGAUUCACUAAAGAAUCACGAGUCUACGACUUUGCAUCUUACACGUUCGACGUGGUCUGGUGCAAUCUUCUCCAGGGCCUCUCUGCAGGGGGUUGUCUCUGUAUCCCGAGCAACCAUGAUCGCCGCACCGAUCCUCUCGGCGCUAUCAGCCGUCUUGGUGCCAACACGACCAUUUUGACCCCCUCGACUAUCCGGGGAUUGGACUUACAGCCCCUCCGGGAUCUACACCACAUUCUCUUCAUCGGAGAGCCACUCUCAGCUGAUGACAUAAAAAGCUUGCAUCCUGACGUCGCCAUAACUAACCUCUACGGGCCUACUGAGUGUACGACGUUUAGCACGGCCCAACGCGUCGUCCUUCACAAGUCUCCAGGUCUGGAAAAGCGUCAACCCAUUAGCAUAGGCAUCGGCUUAGGCCUACGAACAUGGCUCGUACAGCCUUCGGAUCACUCUAAAUUAGUUCCAGUGGGAUGCGUUGGCGAACUUCUGCUGGAAGGGCCGCUUGUGGCGGCGGAAUACUUUCGAGACGACAAAAAGACGGCUGAUGCCUUCAUAUACGACCCAGACUGGCUCUUGAAGGCAUGUCCCAAUCACUGUGGUCGCCAUGGGCGUUUAUACAAGACUGGGGAUCUUGCACGGUACGACAUAGAUGGAAACCUGAUUUUCCUAGGACGUAAGGACUCCCAAGUCAAGAUCAAUGGCCAGCGUGUUGAGCUGGGCGAUAUUGAGCACCAGGUCCGAUCUAACAUCCUUCACCGUCCAAAUUUAAAUAUAACAGUCAUCGCAGAAGUUGUGAAGCCUCAGGACGGUAGAAAUUCAAUGCUUGUAUGUUUUAUACACAUUGGGGCCACCGAGGCAUCCUUUGAUGAAACGACUGUACAAGAUGCGUUCGAGAGCUUGUCGAAUAGCCUCCCCGACAGACUUGUUGGCAAGGUACCAGCGCAUAUGAUCCCAGCAGCCUGCAUUCCACUCAGCGAGAUCCCUAUGACACCCAGUGGCAAGAUUGACCGUGGUAAGCUCCGUGCGAUAGGUCGACAAAUGGACUUGGAGAGUCUCGUAGGAACCAACUUGUCCCCUAAUUCCGCGCGAUCAGAACCGUCUACAAAUACCGAAAUGCGUCUGAGGGACUUGUGCGCAGUCGUGCUCGGCAUUCGCGAAGAAAAUAUCCCUAUGGACAGUAGCUUUUUACGGAUAGGAGGUGACUCUAUCGGAGCCGUGAGGCUUGUCGCAGCAGCACGGCAGCAUGGCAUCAUUUUCUCCGUCACAGAUGUCUUUGAGCACCCGGUUUUAAGGGAUCUAGCCCGAAUAGCUUGUGUCGCGGCUAGCGAGACUGAGGAACUUGAAAUCGAGCCAUUCAAACUGUUAAGAAAUGUAGGAGUGUCGAAAGACAACCUCAAACAGCGAAUCGCACGUGAGUGCAAUGUUCAGGCUGAGCAAGUCACUGAUGCAUUUCCAUGCACCCCUCUGCAGGAAGGCUUGCUUGGAUUGACUGCCAAGCGAGCCGGCGAUUAUGUUGCACGGUUUAUCUACCCGCUGCAGGCCAGCAUAGAUUACGAGCAGUUUUCGGAAGCAUGGGAGGCCGUCGUUGCAGCGGUACCUAUCUUGCGAACUCGGUUUGUUGAUCUGGGUGACCUUGGCUUGGCUCAAAUCAUUGUCGAUGAACCAACCAACUGGUCAUUCAAGAACGAGCUGAUUAGUGUCAAAGACUAUGAAUUGGCUGAUAAACAGCUUGAAAUGGGCCUGGGCUUAGCUAUGGCACGGUUUGCCAUUGUGAAAGACCCAGCUGAUGGUAGACGUUUCUUUGUGUGGACCAUUCACCAUGCCCUCUACGAUGCCUGGUCCAUUUCCCUGAUAUUGGAGAAGCUGGAAGCUGCAUAUCAUUUUAAGGAAUGCGGUACAAUCACUCCCUCAGUACCGCUACAGGCAUUUGUCAAGCACGUAAUGGACAUUGACCAGAUCACGGCGGCUACUUACUGGAGUGAGCAGUUUCGUGGAUCUGAAGCUCAAACCUUUCCGUCGCUUCCCUCGGCCACUUAUGAGCCAAUGUCUAGUGCCUUCUUCAAGCACCGCGUUAGAAAACUCCAAUGGCCAAAGACUGAUACGACGCCUGCAUCAAUUUUACGGACAGCCUGGACGCUUUUGGCUGCAAAAUAUACUGCUAGCUCCGACAUCGUCUUUGGUGUUACUGUUUCUGGUCGGCAAGCUCAUGUUCCCAACGUUGAGCAAAUUGUAGGACCUACAAUUGCCACAGUGCCAGUUCGAGUUGCUUUCAACUGGACUGAAAUGACUGUGGAACGUCUUCUACGUCAAGUUCAGUCCCAAGCGGUGGGUAUGACGGCUUUUGAGCAGUCGGGUUUGCAACGUAUUCGCUGUGCAAGCGUGGAGGCUGAACAGGCAUGUAGAUUCCAGACUUUGCUCGUCGUGCACCACGUCGAGGAUGGCGAAGACAAAGGGAAGAGUGGCUGGUUCAUGAGUAACCGGGACGAAGACGGAGAAGACGACACCAACGUCACCGAUCAUGAUACAUUCGCCCUAACCAUUGAGUGUGGUCUGGAAAGGGAGGGACUCAGGCUGCGUAUUGCCUAUGAUGCCAGGAUUUUGGAUGCUAAGCAAGUCGAGAGGCUGGCUCAUCAACUCGAGCAUGUCAUUCGACAGAUUUGUGUUCCAAGCAAUGCUAGCUGCCAUCUGGGUAGCUUGGAUAUGUUAAGCGCCCAGGAUUUGGAUGAUAUCUGGAAAUGGAACAACAUCUGUCCCGAAACUUUGCACACUUGUCUACACGAUAUAAUCUCACACAAAGCUCAAUCAAUCCCGGAUGACCAGGCAGUCAAUGCGUGGGAUGGUGACUUAUCCUAUCGCGAACUUGACGAGAUAUCUACGUGCCUGGCGUAUUACCUCGUCAGUGUUGGCGUUGGACCCGAGAUAAUCAUUCCUCUGUAUUUUGAAAAGUCUAUGUUGGCGCCCAUUGCGAUGCUUGCCGUUAUGAAAGCAGGCGGUGCGCCGGUCAUGAUGGACUCGAGCCAACCGCAAGAACGUCUGCAAGUCAUUGUAGAUCAAAUCAGCCCUGUUGUGGUGGUGACUUCGCUGAGUAACAGAGAGCUGGCGAGCACACUCACCGUGGCACCCAUCAUUGCUCUCAGUAGGGAGCGUCUAGAGCAGUUGCGGAGUGAGCAAAAAUGCCUGACGCAGCUUCCACAAGUCCAGCCGUGGAAUAAAGCAUACUUGAUGUUCACUUCAGGUAGCACUGGCGUCCCAAAAGGGGUCAUACUCACUCAUGCAAAUGUGUGUAGUGCAGUUCGCCACCAGCAGCUCGCUCAGGGGUACAAACCUGAUUCUCGCGUAUACGACUUCACUUCGUACGCAUUUGACACAACCUGGAAUAAUUUUAUGCAUACAUUUACUGUUGGCGCCUGCCUGUGUAUUCCGUCAGAGAACGAACGCAGAGAUGAUCUCGCCGGAUCUAUUGAGCGGUUCAAGCCAACCAUCCUCGACAUCACCCCAUCUGCCGCUACGGUCUUGGGGCAUAAUACCAUCCGAUCCCUGCGUACAAUGAUCCUGGGAGGUGAAAGAUUGUCCCCUGAGUACGCUCAGCGUUGGGGAGCACUCGUCGACCUGAAGCUCUGUUACGGGCCAUGUGAGUGUACGCCCACGGCGACUGUUGCCACAGUCGACCCCGACGUGGAUGGCGAACCACCUCUUGGCCCUGCCAUCGGGAUGUGUGCCUGGGUUACAGAUCCAACGGAUGCUGACACUCUUGUCCCGAUUGGUACCAUGGGCGAGCUUGUCUUGGAAGGCCCCCUUGUCGGUCAGGGUUAUUUGAACGACCAAGUAAAGACGGACGCGGCUUUCGUCGAUGACCUACCCUGGCUCCUGCGCGGCGGACCUGGUAGGUCUGGACGCAAGGGCCGCCUUUAUAAGACCGGCGACCUUGUGAAGUAUAAUACAGACGGUUCACUGAUGUUCAUCGGCCGGAAAGAUGCCCAGGUCAAGAUCAACGGUCAACGAGUAGAGCUCGGCGAAAUUGAAAAUCACAUGGUCCGUCACUCACUGACGCGCCAGGCUGUAUCUCUGUAUCCUCGGUCCGGCCUUUGCUCAAGAAAGCUCGUUGGAAUCUUUAGCUUGGAAGACGUCCCCGAAAGUAACAUGUCACCGAUCGAACUUGUCAAUGCGAAGCAUGAUGUCGCUAUUCAGCAGCAUAUUCUAACGCUGCAACAAAUCUUAGGAGAGGCUGUGCCUUCAUACAUGGUACCGUCUAUUUGGGUCCCUCUUAAGAACAUUCCCUUGAAUCCAUCAGGCAAGCUGAACCGCCGUCUGGUGGAAGACUGGCUGAUAAACAUAAGCUCAAAGGAUUUCUCUAGAAUCAGUAACGCGGGUUCCUCAUUUGUAACUCGUGGACCCGAGACGCACGCCGAGCGUGUUAUUUGCGAUGCUUGCAGUGCUAUCUUGAACAUUCCUCCCGCUGAAGUGAAUCUGGGGCGUUCAUUUGUUACCAAUGGCGGCGACUCCAUCUCUGCCAUGCGCCUCUCCUCGCAUUGCCGUGCUGCCAAACUGGCCGUUUCUGUAAGCGUGCUGCUAAAAAGCAAAUCACUCGUCGAUGUAGCCCGGCUCUCUGCUGCUGCUGCCAUAGACCUACAUCGUGCCCAAGGAGGCGAAGAAGUAUUUGGCAAGGGCUUCAAGCUGUCGCCUAUUCAGAAGUGGUUCUUUGGCCAGACUCCACCUGAAUGUGUUAAUAAGGAAAAUUAUUAUUGUAACCAAGGGUUUUAUGUCAAAAUCAACCGUCACCUUUCGACUGAAAACGUCUCUCUAGCUAUUCGCAAGAUCGUCGAGCAGCAUUCCAUGCUCCGUGCGCGAUUCCACUACUCUAAUCACGAAUGGAUGCAGAUUGUUCCCAAGCCAGAAGAUGGCUUUUACCAUUUUGGCUCCUCUGAAGCCCAGUCUUUGGAUGAAGUGAAGUCCCAGACGAUCAAGAGUCAUCGAAGCCUUGACAUCGAGCGCGGCCUGGUUUUCGCAGCAGAUCUAUACACGUUGCCAUGUGAUGACCAAUAUUUGACUUUAAUCGCCCACCAUCUCGUCGUUGAUCUCGUUUCAUGGCGUAUCAUAUUACAUGACCUCGAGGCUUUACUUAGCGGAAAUAAGCUUCUCGAUGGACUUCCGUUUCAGCUCUGGAACAAGCUACAAAUACAGGAAGCCCAAGGGCUUGAUCAGCUCCAUGAGGAUAUUUUACCCCAUAUUGAAAAGGUCAAUAAUGCACAAAUCGAGUUUGUCUACCCAUCUUCUCCUAUGGUAGAUGGAAUUCUUCUCAGUCAGUUAAAAGGUACAGGCUCCUAUAAAACUUCGCAAACUUGGGAAAUACGACCUGUCAAAUCUGGCUCGGGUCGCCUUGACGCCUUGACCAACGCGUGGCAAGCGGUUGUCGCUCGACACCCCUCUUUGCGAACUGUAUUCAUUGAUAGCAUGGAUGCCUCGGUUGCGUACAAUUCAGUUGUGCUAAGAUCCUACCGUGGCGACGUUGCCCUUCUUAAAGAGCAGAGUUUCGAAUCAGCCAUUACUAGACUUAGGGAACUGCCCGAAGCCAAUUACACUCUAGAUAGGCCGGCUCAUCGAUUGGUGGUUUGUGACAUCGUGGAAGAUAGCCGCUUUGUCUGCAAAAUCGAGAUGAGCCAUGCAAUUUCUGAUGGUGCUUCAACGGCCAUCACCAUGCAAGAUUGGGGUCGAGCUUAUUCUGGGGAGCUCAAUAUCGAAGAACUAGGUGACACCAGUGAGGAAUUCGCUCGAGCCCUUCUGUCUGUGUCGGGAACGGAUAAGAUGACCUACUGGAAGCAGAAGCUGUCCAAUACGGAGCCUUGCCUUUUCCCACGUCUUACUGAUGCUGGGCUGAUAGUCGAUGAGCAUGAUGCUGGAGUAGUCACCUUGGAACUCUGCAAAGAGACAUUCGAUCGGGUUCAGCAAUUUUGCAAGUCACAGUCUGUGACUCCUGCCACCCUGUUUCAGAGCGCUUGGGCUCUUGUUCUCGCGAGCUAUUCAGGCAUCGACUCUGUCUGCUUUGGAUAUUUGGCAUCUGGGCGGGAAUUUCCUGUCAAGGGUAUCGUGAACUCUGUUGGUGCUUUUGCCAACGUUAUGAUCUGCCAAGUAAAUAUUUCCCCGGAUUGGAGCGGCGCAGACUUGGUUCAAUACAUACACGGGCAAGUCUUGGAAGAUUUGGGCUUCCAACAUUGCUCGAUUGGCGAUAUACAACACGAGCUAGGUCUCCCAUUCGGACAAAAUCUUUUCAACUCCAUCAUGUCAUUCCAAAGGGACAACGAUAAUCUCGAUGAAGGCAUAAGGACCCGAGAUUUGUUGUUCACUAAUCUUGAGUGGGAAGAUCCGACCGAGUAUGAUAUUACGAUGAACAUAAGAUAUACCGACGUUUCGGCCUGCUUCACGCUUGAACACCGACUAACGUGUAUUUCUAAUGAACAGGCCAAUCGCGUUGCUUUACUUCUGGAAAAAACUAUCAUGUCCCUCGUUGGCGACGGCAAUGUAGACUCUGUCGCCGGCCAUAACGCGCAAACAUUGGCUGAAAUGGAAAGCAUAACCGACAAAGACUUGCAAGACAUCUGGAAGUGGAACAAGGCUGUGCCUGAAGCGGUCAAUGGACUCGUACAUGAUUCAAUUGCCGACGUUGUUCAGAAAAACCCCGAUUCGCCUGCCAUCUGCGCUUGGGAUGGUGGUUUCACGUAUGCCGAGAUGGAUGCCCUUGCUACGAAACUCGCAUAUUACCUUGUUACAUAUGGCAUUGGGCCUGACGUUAUUGUGCCUUUGUACUUUGAGAAGUCAAAAUGGAUGCCUGUGGCUAUGCUUGCCGUCAUGAAAGCAGGCGGUGCAUCCGUGGCUCUGGACAGCACUCUUCCACAGGAGCGCAUUCGCAGCGUCGUUUGCCAGGUGAAUCCUAUAGUUAUUCUAACAUCCUCGGCAAAUCUGCAAAUGGCAAACCGUCUCACAGAUUGUGUUGCUAUCCCUGUGAGCGCUACACACCUUGAGCAGCUCGGUGCUGUUCCCAGAUCAUUGCCGGCCAUAGACCCAUCCAACAAGCUAUAUGUGGUCUUCACAUCUGGUAGCACUGGAAUUCCUAAAGGCGUUGCCAUCACGCAUUCUAACUUCUGCAGUGCUAUUCGGUAUCAGCAGAAAGCUUUGGGUUUCAGAAACACAUCACGCGUAUAUGAUUUUGUGAAAUAUGCGUUUGAUGUGACUUGGUCCAACUUUUUGCAUACCAUGACCGCAGGCGGCUGUCUCUGCAUCCCCUCUGAGACCGAAACUUCUAAUAAUAUCACCAGCUCCAUGAUCUCGUACAAGGCAAAUUUUGCUGAUUUGACCCCAUCUGUCGCUAGCACUCUACGCCCAACCGAUCUUGUUACGCUGGACCAUCUGUUGUUCAGCGGCGAGGCUUUGACAAGUCAUCUUGCUGCGCAGUGGGCCGAGAGAGUGACUGUUCUCAAUACCUAUGGUCCUGCAGAGUGUAGUGUCAAAGCAACAUUUGAAGAGGUUGGCAGGGCUGGUCGUGGUGCAUCAGCUGCUAGCAUAGGUCGGGGAUUCGGCCUGUGUACCUGGAUUGCUAAACCGACAAACCAUAACCAGCUUGUGCCGUUUGGUGCUGCUGGCGAGCUUUUGCUUGAAGGGCCGCUUGUCGGCGCAGGGUACCUGAGCGAUCCCGUCAAAACUGAGGCCGCCUUUAUCCAAGAUCCGACUUGGCUUGCUCGUGGAGGGCCGGGCUAUACUGGCCGCAGGGGACGUCUUUAUAAGACUGGAGAUAUAGUACGCUAUAAUUCAGACGGGGGCAUGACUUUCCUAGGUCGAAAGGAUGCUCAAGUCAAGAUUAACGGUCAGCGGCUGGAGCUUGGGGAUGUUGAGUAUCAUGUGCGGUCGAAUAUCAUCCAUGACGGGCUUGUGCAGAUAUUCGCUGAAAUCAUCAAGCCCCAGGGAAGCAAAAAGUCUCUCCUCCUAGCUUUCGUUUACACCGGGGGAAAAGUAUUGUCAUCCAAUAAGCAACGCGUUGAGCAGACCAAGAAGCUUACAGCCGGCCUUGAUGAGAGACUUGGUUCCAAAGUACCGAGCUUCAUGAUUCCGGCCGGUUAUCUGUUAAUAGACCAUAUUCCCAUGACAACAACCGGCAAGACUGACCGUCGUCGAUUGCGUGAGAUGGGCCAGGAGUUGACCUUUGAGCAAGUCAUGGCGCUCAAUUCUCGCCAAGCCCAACACAAGCCACCCAGCACAAUCACAGAGAAGCGUCUGCAGCGCCUUUGGGCAUCCGUCCUGGGUGUCAAAGCUGACUCGAUCAGCGCAAAUGAUAGUUUCCUCAGGAUUGGAGGGGAUUCUAUUGGUGCUAUGAAGCUGGUGGGACUUUCUCGUGAGGAGGGGCUUAGCCUCACGGUCACGGAUAUAUUUAAGCAGCCCAAGCUGUGCGAUCUGGCCUUGGUGUUGACGGAGGUCUCUAGCACAGAUUUUGACACUAUUCAGCCAUUUUCUCUCCUCAACCACGAUAUUGAUCCUCAGGUGGCGCGGAAUAAGGUUGCCGAGCUGUGUCAGGUUGAUAGCUACCAGAUCGAAGAUAUAUUUCCGUGCACGCCGCUGCAAGAAGGCCUUCUUGCACUGACGGCCAAGCGAGCUGGUGACUACGUGGCUCGGCACGAGAUGCCGCUACGGGAGACCAUUGACGUGGCUCGGUUCCAAAAGGCUUGGGAAGAGGUCUUGCGGAUGGACCCGAUUCUGCGCACACGCAUUGUUGACCUGCCAGGCCAAGGGUUAGCCCAGGCUAUCCUAGAGCAAGAUGUGGCUUGGACUCAGUGCUCUAGUAUCCAAGAGUAUCGAGAAUCGGACGAGAAGCUCGUGAUGGGAUUGGGCAAGGCACUUGUUCGAUAUGCCGUCAUUCACGACCCUGAUCAGAAGCAACGUUCCGUUUUCGUGUGGACGAUCCAUCAUGCCCUCUAUGAUGGAUGGUCUAUGCCGCGCAUUCUAAAGAGGUUGGAAGUGGCAUAUAAGGGAGAGGUGGCUCUUCAGGAGGCUCCUCCUUUUCAACGCUUUGUUAAACGCAUUAUGAGCACUGAUGAGGGGCGCACAAAGCGAUUUUGGCAGGCGCAGUUUGAGAAUUCCGAGGCCCGAGUGUUCCCUUCUUUGCCCUCUCCCGCAUAUCAGCCACUUGCCAACUCAUCGUUCUCCCAUUAUAUCAGCGACCUAGAUUGGCCAAAGAGCGACAUCACAGCAUCCACAGCCAUUCGCACGGCAUGGUCUAUCUCGGUGGCGAAGUACACAAACUCGGAUGAUAUAGUCUUUGGAGCUACAGUGAACGGUCGGCAGGCUAAUGUUGAGCAAGUGGACGCGAUGACGGGUCCUACACUCGCAACCGUGCCAGUCCGAGUAGUCUUGGAUUGGGAACGGACCGUUGAGACUUAUCUUGGACAGGUUCAAGCUCAAUCCGUGGAAAUGGCCGAAUUUGAGCAGACGGGGUUGCAGAAUAUUCGUCAAAUGAGCCCCAAAGCGAAGCAGGCCUGCGACUUCCAAACACUUUUGCUCAUACAUCCUCCAGAGGAGGCAGUACAAUCCGAGUCUCUGAUCUUUGCCCCCAAGGGUCAAGGUAGUGAUGGAGAUGGUGAAGAGGUCCAGCUAUCAGAAUUUGAUACACACGCCAUCACAAUCGAAUGUGAUAUGUUGCAGCGUGGUCUGAACCUGAGGAUCGAGUUUGAUCAGGACAUCCUGACUCAGCGUCGGAUCGAAAGGCUGGCUGCACAGAUGGAGCAUAUUCUGCGGCUAUUGUGUGAUCCAAACCACGCAAAGAGGAGAUUGGGAGAGUUGGACCUGAUCAGCAAGGGGGAUCUUGAAGAUAUCUGGGGGUGGAACGCUACUGUUCCGGAGACGGUUCAGGGUCUUGUACACGAUGUAAUCAUCGCAAAGGCUCGGAAACAACCUAAAGCCCCUGCCAUAUCCGCUUGGGAUGGCAAUCUCAGUUAUGGGGAGCUUGAUGACUUGUCGUCACGUCUAGCUAACCAUCUACUGCAUUUUGGAGUAGGACCAGAAGUCAUUGUUCCUCUGUGUUUUGAGAAAUCAAGAUGGACUCCAGUUGCAAUGCUUGGUGUCAUGAAGGCUGGUGGAGUUUGUGUUAUGCUAGAUCCCAACUUGCCCGAGGAUCGACUCUUGAUCAUUUUGCAGCAGGUCAAGCCGAAACUUGUUCUCUCAUCUUUAGAAAACGAGGCAGUGGCGACCGGCCUGUCAGAUGGCAAGCCUCUAGUUGUGAUUGACGAAAAGCUGUUACUUUCACUGGGGGUGCCCGACUCCGAGGCCCUGCCUAAAGUGCUGCCGUCAAACACGCUCUACAUUGUCUUCACUUCGGGAAGUACUGGCAUUCCUAAGGGCGUACGGAUUACGCAUGCCAAUUUCAGCAGCUCUCUGCUACACCAGCAUAGCGCUCAUGGGUUUGACAGUAGGCCUGAUGCGCGAGUUUACGACUUUGCGUCCUAUGCAUUUGAUACAUCUUGGCAGAACAUGCUGGCGACCUUUGACUGUGGCGCCUGUUUAUGUAUUCCGUCAGAAGACGAGCGACGCGAUGAUUUAGCUGGUUCAAUUCAACGAUUCGGGGUCACUCAUUGUGAAUUAACGCCCUCAACCGUCAAGGUGCUACCUUUGGCAACCCUCAAGUCCCUCGAUACUUUGAUCUUGGGAGGUGAGAGGCUGCAAGAUGAGUGUGCCAAGAAGUGGGCGCCUCUCGUGGAUCUCAAGAACUCGUACGGUCCUUGCGAAUGUACGCCGACGUCUACCGUCGCCGAUGUAGACCCAAUCAAUCCCAACGCAGCGCGUAUAGGCACGGGAAGAGGUGUCAACACUUGGAUUGUAGACACUAUAACUGGCGAGUCCUUGGUGCCUAUAGGAGGCAUCGGCGAGUUGAUGAUUGAGGGACCACUCGUCGGGCCUGGCUAUUUGGAAGAUGUUGAAAAGACUGCUUCUGUCUUCAUCAACAACCCAUCCUGGCUUACCCGAGGAGGCCCAGGCCAUCCCGGUCGUGACGGGCGCUUAUAUAAGACUGGUGACUUGGUCUACUACGACGAAGACGGUGCUCUCAGUUUUGUCGGGCGCAAGGAUGCUCAAGUCAAGAUUCAUGGCCAACGUGUGGAACUAGGAGAUAUAGAAAACCACGUCGCGCGCCACCACCUAACAAGACAAUCAGUAUGCCUGUUCCCUAAAUCGGGGCCUUGGGCUAACACGCUCGUCUGCAUCUUCAGCAUCCAGAAUAAGCAGCCUAGUCGUGACCAACUUGACGUAGAACAGGAUCAACGAUCGCCUUCUCCGGCCACCAGCUCGGCAUCGCCUGAAAGCAGUCUUGCCAGCUUGAGCUUCACGGAGGAUUCAACGCUUUUGGAUUCGCCGCCCGGCGCUGAAUUGACGGUUGAAAACCUCACUGGUGCUGUUCGAGGUCACAUUGAAGAUAUGGAGAGUAACCUUGAGAGCUCUCUACCUUCCUACAUGGUUCCCACAAAAUGGAUUGCCUUGAAGGAUAUUCCUCUCAAUCCAUCUGGCAAGCUAGACCGUAAGAGGCUUGAAUUGUGGCUUAUUGAAAUGGAACAAGAGAUGCAUGCCAAGCUGUUCGACAUUGGUGAUGGCGCUAUUUGCCAAGAACCGGAUACCCAAGCCCAACGAGUUUUAAGGGAUGCUUGUAGCCUUGUUUUGAACGUUUCAGCCUCUGAAAUCAAUCUUCAGCGCUCCUUCAUAUCAAAUGGAGGAGAUUCUAUAUCGGCUAUGCGGUUGAGUCCAUACUGCCGUUCGGAAAACGUUAUCUUCUCUGUGGCCACUUUACUCAAGUCCAGGACUUUGGCUGAGGUGGCUAAUCUCGCUUCUGCUGCUGCAGACACAGAGCUCUUCCACGAUGCAGAAGAGUUUAACAAACCAUUUUACCUGACACCAAUUCAGCAAUGGUUCUUUGACCAAGCUCCAAAUAACCUCGUCAACACGCCAAGUUACCACUGUAACCAGUCGUUCUACGUUCGCAUCAACCAACAAAUCGAUCCAGAGGAUAUCCGCAGCGCGCUUGCAAAACUCGUGGACUUGCAUUCAAUGCUUCGUGCCCGGUUUCAGCUUCUAGACUCUGUCUGGAUGCAGACUAUCCCUCCAACGGAUGAAUCAAUAUACCAUUUUGCCUUUGUAAGCCUAGAGUCAAUGACAGAGAUGCAGUCUCUCGCUGGACGUCGUCAACAGCUUCUAGACAUUGAACGGGGCCUGGUAUUCUCUGCCGACCUCUGUCAACUUAACGUAGAUGAGCAAUAUCUAGUUCUGAUAGCCCAUCAUCUAGUCAUUGACCUUGUCUCUUGGAGAAUUAUUCUGGAUGAUUUGGAAACUCUUCUUACAGGCAGAACUCUGCCGCCAAGCUUGCCGUUCCAGAUUUGGAGUGGCCUGCAACAGGAGGAGGCAAAAACCUCUAGAAGCGUCAUUCCUGAAAUCGAGAAACUAAACCGUACGAGAGUAGUGGAUAUCUAUCCCUGCUCUCCAAUGGUGGAGGGAAUGCUUCUGAGCCAAUCCAAAGGGGUUGGAUUCUACGAAACUUCUCAGUUUUAUGAGAUUAAACCGCGUGGCUAUCGUACUAUCAACGUGGACCAGUUGUCUUCUGCUUGGCGAGAUUUGAUUUUCCGCCAACCAUCUCUGAGGAGUAUUUUCAUCGAGAGUCUAGACUCUGGCUCCGUGCACAAUCAAGUCGUCUUGGAGGAGUGUGAGGGCGAUAUUGUGCUGCUUGAGAGUGACAACCUGCAAGCUGCGCAAACGCUACUGUGGAAUCUUCCAAAGGUGAAUUACCAGCAACUCAGACCACCUCACCGUAUAACACUUUGUAAAGUCAUGAAUACGAACAGCAUCUUUUGUCGGAUGGAAAUGAGUCACACAAUUACAGACGGUGCAUCUACUGGUAUCGUCAUUGAAGAAUGGGCCAAGGCUUAUGCAGGCAUCUUGCGCAGGGAUAACCUAAACGAGACAUGUCGUGGUUUUGCGCGUGUUUUGAAUGCCAAUCUAGCGGAAAGCAAGAAGAGUUAUUGGAAGAAGAAGUUGAAUGGCCUUCAGCCUUGUCUAUUUCCACAUCUACAAAAGAUAUCGCAACCUUUGGAAGUGGUUUCGUGGUCAGUUGUUGAUAUAGACGGGGAAGGUUUUGCUUCUGUGCAAAGGUUUUGCGAGUCUCACUCAGUCACGCCGGCCAGUCUCUUCCAUUCGGCCUGGGCUCUCACAUUGGCAUCGUAUGCAGGUAUGCAGAGUGUCUGUUUCGGCUACGUCGCAUCAGGUAGAGACCUUGACGUUCCCGGAAUUGGGGAAGCAGUUGGCGCAUUCGCAAACAUGCUUGUGUGUCGCGCAGACAUUUCGCCAGACUGGACUAAACAACGAUUCGUCCAGUCUCUCCACCAUCAAGUGUUGGAGGACAUGGAAUGGCAACACUGCUCUUUGGCGGAUAUUCAACAUGAUUUGGGAAUUGUCUCCGGGCAGCAGCUGUUCAACACCAUCAUGUCUUUUCAAAAGGAUGUCGAUGGUGGUGAGACCAUCAGCCCAGACUUGGACUUCAUCGACGCUGACGGGGACGACCCCACGGAAUACGAUGUUUCUAUCAGCAUAACAUUUAGUGCCGAGUUGGUGAAGCUGUUCAUCAACUGUGUGCCUUCUGGGUUUAGCAAUGAGCAAGCACACCGCAUCGUGGAGUUGCUCAGGGAAACGGUCCUCCAAAUAGUGAAACACGACAAUCUUCAACACGAGCAGAACUCGCUGCGCAGCAUUGAUAGGGUAGCCGCAAAAGACCUGCAAACGAUUUGGGAAUGGAAUUCAGUCGUUCUCGAGACUGCAGAUACAUGCCUCCAUGAACUCAUUGCUAAGACAGCUCAAAGCCAGCCUGAAUCGUAUGCUGUUAAUGCAUGGGACGGCAACUGGACAUAUCGCGAACUAGACUAUAACGCCGGUCAGCUCGCUCAUCAUUUUGUCAAUCUGGGCGUUGGGCCCGAUACUGUUGUUGCUUUAUAUAUCGAAAAGUCGCGAUGGAUGCCCCUUGCCAUGUUGGCAGUUAUGAAAGCUGGCGGAGCUUCUGUUCUGCUGGAUACAUCCCUAUCUGGUGAUAUUAUUGACUCGAUUAUGGAGCAAUCAAAUCCUUCCCUCUUGGUUAUCUCGAAUUUGACCAAAGAAGUCACGCACAUGUUCUCAAACCGUCCAGUGAUGGUCAUUACUGACACUAGCCUGGACACAUUGCCUAAAGAUCCUGAUGCCUCUCUACCUACUGUUCAACCAGCCAGCCAAGCGUGCCUUGUCUUUGCCACGAGCAAGGUUGGUUCGCUCUUUGGCUCUAUCCUUACCCAUGCGAACCUUUCCAGCCUUGUAAGGUACCAGCAAAGUGCCUUAGGAUACAAGUCCAACUCCAGGGUAUACGAUUUCAUGCCAUAUGCAUCCCAUAUGACCUGGAGAGUGUUUGCACAUACUUUCACAAGUGGCGCUAGCCUCUGUAUUCCUUCCGAACACGAACAGCAGAGUUCAAUAACUCAGUCAAUAAUCCAGUGGCAACCGACAAUAUUGAACACUACUGUGUCAGAUGCGGCUUGUCUUGACGAAAGCUGUGUCCAGUCACUACAAACCUUGAUACUAGAUGGAGAACGUCUUCCCGUGGACAUAGCUAGAAGGUGGAGUCCAUUAGUAGACCUCAAGCUUGCAUACAGCUUCUGCGAAAGCUCUAUAACGGCUACUGUGGGCACUAUUCGCCAAGAGGAUGUCAGUGACUCAAGCAUCGGAAGAGGCCUUGGUGUGAACACUUGGAUUGUUGAUCCCCGAGACAGCGGGAAACUUGUGCCCAUCGGGAGCGUCGGCGAGCUUUUGUUGGAGGGACCUUUGGUUAGCAUGUGUCAUGGAGGUAAUGUUGAGGAUGCGGCGGCAGCUUUCGUUGACAAUCCGCCAUGGCUCAACCGUGGCUGUGAGGUCCUAAGCCAUCCAGGCCGCACAGGUCAAGUCUUCAAAACUGGCGAUCUUUUCCGCUACAGUGCAGAUGGUACAUUGGUCUUCGUUGCUCAUAAAGAUGCCAUGGUGAAAAUUCAAGGCCAGCACGUGGAGCUGGAAGAAAUUGAGUAUCACAUGCUGAGUCUGUCAUCGGUACGUCAAGCGGCUUGCCUGGUUCCCAAGGCCGGGCACUAUACCGGCAAGCUUGUUGGCGUCUUUAGUCUUGAUGGGAUCUACGAGGGCAGUAGUGACAUUGGAAGUAUCGCUACACAUCUAAUCCCAAGAGACAAGUCUGAGGAUGUACAGGCGUGCAUCGCGUCCCUGCAAUGUAUGCUGGACCAAUCAGUUCCUGCUUUCAUGGUCCCAACUGUCUGGGUGGCUCUGAAAAACAUCCCUCUGCAACCUUCAGGCAAGUUGAACCGAAAGUUGCUCGAAAACUGGCUUUGUUCGCUCGAUGCAGAAACACACACUAGAAUAUCUAGCAUAGGCUCAUCUUCCAGUGACCCAGUAACAACAGCAGAAAAAGUUAUCCGAGAGGCAUGUAGCCACGUUCUCAGUAUCCCUGUCAACCAUAUCAACAUGCAGCGGUCUUUGAUCGCUAAUGGCGGUGAUUCUAUAUCUGCCAUGCAAAUCAGUCCGCAUUGUCGAGCAUCUGGAAUCUCUGUUUCUGUCGCCUCACUGCUUAGAAGCAAGACACUCGUCGGCGCAGCCGAAUCGGCAACCGUUACCACGAGACCCUCUGUGUCUUGUGAGCAAGAUUUUGACAAGCCUUUCAAUCUCUCUCCAAUACAACAGUGGUUCUUCAAGCAGUGUCCACCUGAAAAGGUAAAUACACCAACUUACUACAGUAACCAGGCUUUUUAUGUUCGAGUAAAGCGCCAGGUACGGCCCGACGAUGUGUCUCAUGCCAUUCGUAGUCUUGUCGACCAACAUUCGAUGUUAUCGGCACGGUUCUCCUUCGAUAAGACGACAAGUUUGUGGACGCAGUUAGUUCCAAAAGCAAGCGACGCUAUCUAUCAUUUUUCAUCCUCACAGGCGGAGUCUCUUGCCAUUGUUGAAUCUAUUAUAGCUCAGCGUCACCAAGAGCUUAAUAUAGAGAAGGGGUUGGUUUUUGCCACGGACCUGUUCACCCUUCCGUCAAGUGACCAGUACCUUGCUCUUAUUGCUCAUCAUUUGAUUGUCGACUUGGUGUCGUGGCGCAUCAUUUUGGAUGAUUUGGAGGUUCUGCUGAACGGUGGCAAAAUUCAAAAGGAGCUGCCGUUCCAAGCCUGGGAUAGUCUACAGAGACAUGAAGUUCAAGCGCCAAGUUACGCGCCUAAGAAAGUAUUGUUCAGUGAGGUGCUCAAUGACCUUGCAUUCUGGAACUACACCCCAAACACCCUAAACACCUUUAACGAUCACAUUGAGCAAUCAUUCGAGAUUGACCGUGAGACAACUGCAGUCUUGCUCGGGGAAGCCAACAAAGCUUUUGACACAGAGCCGGUUGAUUUGAUUCUGGCGUCAGUUUGGAAUGCAUUCUUUGACACCUUCAAGACACGUAAAGGCCUCACCAUCUUCAACGAAGGGCAUGGGCGAGAACCAUGGAGCAGUGACAUUGAUUUGUCCCGCACUGUUGGCUGGUUCACCACAUUGACACCGAUGCAUAUAUCGCGCGAAGAAACGGUGAGUAACAAUGCGAGGGUGAUCAAAGAUGCACGGAGGCGACUCCCAUCAAAUGGCUGGGCCUACUUCACCUCACGCUAUCUCAACGAUGAGGGUAUUAAAGCCUUUGGCUCUCAUGAUAAUAUUAUGGAAUUUCUGGACUUGGAUUACAACUGUCUGGACGAGUUGCAAAAUCGUAUUCUUCCUCCCCUCCAGUCCGAGCUUGCCACAACUAUUGGCGACAUCUAUCCUUGCUCUCCCAUGGUUGAUGGCAUGCUACUCAGUCAGAUUCGGAAUCCUGAAACUUAUAUGACGUCGAUCAUGUAUGAGGUACAGACCAGCCAGGAGCGCCUCGAUAGGGAAACCCUGAUCGAGGCAUGGCAAGCCGUUAUUGCGCGCCAUCCAGCCCUUCGCAGCGUUUUUGCCGAAGGCGUCGACAAGAAGUCGGCCUUUGUUCAGAUCGUGCUAGAGAAGUAUCGAGGAGAGGUUAUGGUUCUCAAAGGCUCAACGAAGGCGGCGGCUGUAGCUUUGAUCCGGCAGUUGCCCGUUAUCGACCAGGGAAGAUCGAAGCCGCCCUGCCGUCUUAUUCUCUGCGAAGUUGCGGAGGAUAACUCAACCAUCUGUCAGAUCGAGAUGAGCCACGCCAUUGUAGAUGGAGCAUCUACAGCCAUCAUGUUGAGUGACUGGUCCAAGGCUUACAGCGGAAUGCUGGGCACAGAAGUGCUGAAUGGACCAAAUCGCAGUUUAGCCCAGGCUCUCAAGACCAGCGAUGUAGACAAGAAAAUGAUGCACUGGAAGAAUAAGCUCGCGGAAGUAGAGCCCUGUCACUUUCCUCGUUUGUCUGAAUCGCCUUUUGCUAGUACUGGCACAGUCAGUGUCGACCUCGGUGGAGACGACUUUACACGAAUCCAACAUUUCUGUGAAGCCCAUUCAGUUACUCCGGCGAGCAUAUUCCAGAGCGCCUGGGCGCUGCUCCUAUCUAGUUACACUGGGAGCGAUGCUGUAUGCUUCGGUUAUAUUGCAUCGGGCCGUGAUCUGCAGGUUGAUGGGAUCGGAGAUUCGAUUAAUGCUUUUGCCAAUAUGAUGGUUUGUCGUGCCAAUAUAUCGCGUACUUUGACUCCAGACCAGCUCAUCCAGGGGCUUCAUGAGCAAUUAUUGGAAGACUUGGACUAUCAACACUGUUCUCUUGCUGAUAUACAGCACGAACUCGAGCUUGCACCCGGUAUUUCUCUGUUUAACACGAUUGUUUCCUUUCAAAAGGAUGAUUUUGAGGCGCAGGGCAGUAUCAAUAUCGGCGGACUGGUGUUUAUUGAUAUGGAUUCUGAGGAUCCUAUUGAGUACGACCUUUCUUUUGAUAUUAGUUAUGGCAAGAAGCAGGCAUCCUUUUCAAUAGACUAUCGACAAUCUUGUUUGACAAACAAACAAGCUGAGCGUGCCAUUGCCCUAUUGAAGAUCAUUGUCGCAUCUCUCGUUAAUGAAGAGGCAUUGUUUGGCACCAUCGCCGAUAUUAGCAUGGUUGACCAGGAUGACGUUGAGCAGAUGUGGAAUUGGAACUCUGUCGUUCCUGAGAAAGUGGAGUCCUUAACACACGAUGUGAUAUCUCAGACAGCACUUAAGUUUCCCUCCUCCAUGGCCAUCUGCGCUUGGGAUGGAGAUUGGACAUAUCAGCAGCUAGAUAAGCUGUCUACUACACUUGCUCAUGAAUUAGCUCGUCUUGGUGUCGGUCCUGAAACGAUAGUUCCGCUCUGCUUUGAAAAGUCUCGUUGGGUACCAGUGGCGAUGCUUGCUGUGAUGAAGGCCGGUGGCGCGAGCGUGGUUUUGGACUCUACUCUCCCCCAAGAACGUUUACGAGUUAUUCUGCAACAAGUGUCGCCGGUUAUUAUACUCAGUUCACCUGCUAGCCAGGAUAUCAUCAGACCAUUAAGCCAAAAGCCUAUCUUUGUGGUCGAAGAGAUGAAUGUGGCCCGAUUGGAAGCGCCACUCGAUUCGGGAACAGCCAUUUCUAGUGUGAUGCCCUCCAACACGCUUUAUAUUGUCUUCACUUCUGGCAGUACCGGAACCCCAAAAGGCGUGGUUAUUAGUCACUCGAAUUUUGUCAGUGCCCUCCGUCAUCAAGAUGGCAUGUACAACUUCAAGACUGGCUCCCGAGUCUAUGAUUUUGCGUCUUACACAUUCGACCAGUGUUGGUCCAAUGUGCUAACCGCUCUUGCGAGCGGUGCCACUCUCUGCAUUCCAUCAAAUGCUGAACGCCAGAGUGAUCUGGCUGGAUCACUAGAGAGAUUCCAGGUCACUCACGUAGACAUGACCGCUUCAGCCGCCCAGCUUCUUCCGCCUAGUAUAUUAAAGCGUUUGGACACAUUGAUCCUCGGUGGCGAGCCUCUUUCACCUGAAUUGGCGAGGUAUUGGUCUAGUAUGGUGGAAAAUGUCCAGAACUGUUAUGGACCGUGUGAAUGUACGCCUACCACCACAUCGGCAAAUAUUCACUCCGGUAACGUUGAAGCGGUGAGCAUUGGCCGCGGACUUGGCCUGAACACGUGGGUUGUAAGUACUACAGGAGACUCCCUUGCACCACUCGGAAGCACUGGCGAGCUGUUCCUCGAAGGUCCACUAGUCGGUCCCGGUUAUCUUAAUGAUGCGGAGAGAACCGCUACUUCUUUCAUCGAGGACCCUUCUUGGCUACUCCGAGGCUCCGCGACCCAUGCCGGACGCCACGGACGCUUAUAUAAAACUGGAGAUCUUGUUCGCUAUCUGCCAGAUGGGAGCUUGACCUUUCUAGGCCGAAAAGACAGUCAGAUCAAGAUAAACGGUCAACGUUUGGAACUCGGUGAUAUUGAGUACUACGUCCGAUCCAGUAUCACUUGCAGUUAUAAUGUUCAAGUAGUUGUGGAUGUGGUGAAGCCUCAAGACAGCGAGAAGCAGAUGAUUGUCGCUUUCUUGGCCGUUGAAGGGGAGGUGUCUCCAGGCUUGGACGAGAUCACAGCUGGUCUUCUUGACAGGCUCGUGGCCCAGGUACCUGCAUACAUGAUACCCACUGGUUACAUGUUGCUUGGAAGUAUACCAAUGACACCUUCGGGCAAGACGGAUCGACGCUCGCUCCGCACCAUGGCUGAGCAACUUAAAAGAAUCGAGCUUAUGGCGCAUGGUCCGACGCAGGGAAAAAGAAGGACACCAACAACAUCUCAAGAGAUUCAGCUCCAAGGUCUCUGGUCCUCUGUCCUCGGACUACCUCGCGAAUCUAUCGGCACCGAUGACAGCUUCUUACGCCUUGGGGGCGAUUCUGUUGGUGCCAUGAAGCUUGCUGGUCUGGCGCGUGACUGUGGGCUUUCAGUCACGGUGACUGACAUAUUCAAACAUCCACGCCUUGCUGAUCUUGCUAAAACCAUUCGAAGCUCAGCCAGCAAUCAACCUGAAAUCUCCGCACCGUUCUCGUUGCUGCACGGAGAUCAGACUCCAUCCGAGAUUCGGGCCCGGAUUUCUCAGCUCUGCAACGUUGACGCUACACACGUUGAAGACGCAUUUCCCUGUACACCCUUACAAGAAGGCCUGAUGGCUCUGACUUUGAGACGACCAGGAGAUUAUAUUGCCCAAAACACCUUUCAACUUCAAUCUACCAUUGAUAUCACUCUCUUCCAGCAGGCUUGGGAGCAUGUUCUGGAAACAACGCCUAUUCUGCGAACACGUAUUGUCGAUAUUGGCCUUCAAGGUUUGACUCAAGCGAUUAUUUCAGACGAAUCGAUUGCUUGGCCAAGAAUCACCGAUACUGUUAUUUACCAGGAAAAUGACAAACAGCUAGGCAUGGGCUUGGGCUCAUCCCUCAUGCGAUAUGCCAUAACCAGAAGCUCAAAUGGCCGAUACUCUUUCGUCUGGACUGUACACCACGCCUUGUACGAUGGCUGGUCAGUGCCAAUUGUUCUUGAGAGACUUGAGAUGGCAUACAAUGGAACGGUCUUGCAAACACCGCCCCCAUUCCAAAACUUUGUCAAAUUUAUCGGUCAAGGUGAUGACAAAGUUGCUGAUGAGUUUUGGGCAUCACAGUUUGGACAGAUCCACACUCCAUUGUUCCCAUCACUACCCUCGCCGGUCUACCAGCCUCGCUCUGAUAGUGGAGUUUCACAUCACAUAAAAGACAUACAGUGGCCAAAAACGGAGACGACAGCAUCAACCGCUAUACGUGCGGCCCUGUCCAUCCUUAUCGCAGGCCACUCUGACCAUUCACAUGCCCUCUUUGGUGCGACUGUCACUGGCCGCCAAGCGCCAGUCCCAGGGGUCGAGAGCAUGACAGGUCCAACUAUUGCUACAGUACCGAUCAGGGUAGCUCUUGAUAAUGCAAGCACCGUGGACCAAUUUCUGCAGCAAAUCCAGGACCAAGUUGUCGAUAUGACAGCAUUUGAACAGACUGGUCUGCAGAAAAUCCAAAAAGUCAACGAUUUAGCCAAACAAGCGUGCGAGUUUCAAACACUGCUGCUCAUCCACCCAUUUGAGCAGCCAAGCAAGUCCACAAGUCCUCUUUUCCUUGACACCGAUGUUGAAGUCGAGAAAGAUGGCCGUAUGAACGGGGACGAUACCGAUGAUGAUUCUUUUGCCAACUUUGAUACGCAUGCCAUCACGAUUGAGUGUGAUCUUGAGCCGACUGGCGCGUUGCUUCGCGUUAGGUUCGACUCUCAAGUGAUCAAAAAUGUCCAGGUGAAGAGACUCGCGGCUCAAUUUGACGUAAUUCUACGUCAGCUGUGCGAUCCAGAUUGGGCACAGCGCAAGCUUGUCGACAUCAACACCGUCAGUGCCAAGGACUUGGAACAGAUUUGGCAGUGGAACGCAGUCUUACCUGAGACUAUCAACCUAACCGUGCACGACUUGAUUGCCGAUAAUGCUUCCAAGCAUCCUGAUUCACCGGCAGUCUGCGCGUGGGAUGGCCACUGGACAUAUCAAGAAAUAGAUUCAAUUGCAACUCACAUCGCCCAUCGGCUUGUGACGCUAGGCGUUGGCCCUGAUGCCAUUGUGCCUCUUUGCUUUGAGAAGUCUCGCUGGAUGCCUGUAGCGAUGCUUGCUGUUAUGAAAGCAGGAGGCGCUUCUGUGGCUCUAGAUAUCACAUUGCCUCAAGACCGGCUCCGUACUAUCUUGCAGCAAGUUGAUCCGCUUUUGAUUCUGUCCUCGUCAUCAAGUCAGAAGCUUGCGAAGCAUUUGACGAGUCGAACUAUGGUAGUAUUGGGCGAUGACUACGAAAAAGACCUUUACAAACACCCUUUGCACAAGACACUCCCAAACGUUGAGCCGUGGAACAAUCUUUAUCUCGUCUUUACAUCGGGAAGCACUGGCGUUCCAAAAGGUGCUAUGGUUACUCAUUCCAACUUUAUGAGCGCCAUUCAUCAUCAACAAGCUAUUACAGGCUUCAAUAGAUCAUCGCGUGUAUAUGACCUUGCAAAGUAUGCUUUUGAUAUCAGCUGGUCAAAUUUCAUACAUACAUUGGCUGCUGGCGGCUGCCUUUGUGUUCCUUCACAGCAAGAGGCUAUUGACGAUAUUCCUGGCUCAGUCCGGGCGUAUGACGCCAAUUUCAUAGACAUUACUCCAUCUGUGGCAAGCACACUACAACCGUCAGACUUGGGCAGCCUGAAGACCGUAGUAUUUGCUGGGGAGGCGCUUUCCAAUCACCAGGCUUCACAAUGGUCGAAGCAUGCACGUGUGCUCAACAUGUACGGCCCGGCAGAAUGUACAGUCAAGGCUACAGUGGCCGAUAUUGACGGAUCCGGCUCGUCUUCAGCGGCUAGCAUUGGUCGUGGUGUUGGUCUGUGUACUUGGGUUGUCGACCCUUCAGACCCCUCCAAAUUGGCGCCAAUAAGCACAGUAGGCGAGUUGGUGUUGGAGGGGCCGCUUGUAGGAUCCGGAUAUCUCAAUGACUCUGCAAAGACUGCAGAGGUUUUUAUUGAUAAUCCGCCCUGGCUGCUCCACGGUGGUCCUGGCCACCGAGGCCGCAAUGGGCGUGUAUACAGAACUGGUGAUCUUGUCCAGUAUGAUAUUGACGGAAGUCUAACAUUUAUCGGUCGAAAAGACGGCCAGAUCAAGGUCAACGGCCAAAGAUUGGAACUCGGCGAUGUCGAAUACAAUCUGGCGGCAAGCCUCGGGACCGAAAUCAAAGUCCAGCUUGCCGCUGAAAUAAUAACCCCCAGCGAUGGUGACAAGCCAAUGUUGGCUGCGUUCAUACAGUCAUCCCGGCAGUUUGAGAGUUUCGAGUCGGAAGUGCAGGCACUGACGAAGGGUAUCAAUGACCGCCUUGCCUCCAAGGUCCCCAGACACAUGAUUCCAUCGGCCUAUAUUAUGGUCGAUAAGCUACCACUCUCUGCGACUGGUAAGUUGGACCGCAAGGAACUCCGAUCAUUGGGGGCGAGCAUGACAAUGUCGGAGAUUACAAGGUCGGCACAAUCGCAACAAGAACGCCGACCGCCGUCGACAGCGGCAGAGCUAUAUAUGCAGAAACUUUGGGCUCACACACUCGGUGUUGACGCCGAUUCAAUUAGUGCCGACGAUAGUUUUCUCCAACUUGGCGGUGACUCCAUUCUCGCCAUGAAGCUCACCACUCGGGCCCGAAGCGAAGGGUAUGAGCUCUCUGUUGCUGAUAUACUCAACAAUCCAAAACUUUCACACAUGGCCUUGCAUCUGCGAAAGGGGAACGAUAGGUCAGCUGUUUCUGCGCCGAGUUACCAACGGUUUUCACUUUUGCUACCAGAGAGCCAACCGGCAAUUGAGCAGAUCCUGUUUCAUCUCGGUGUCUCAACGGACAAUGUGGAGGACAUUCUUCCUGUUACCGACCAGCAGGCUCGCUAUCUCCUAACGAGUUACACAUCGGCUCGUAGCUCCGUGUACUACCACACACGCGACUUUUCACAUGAUUUCGAUCUUGAUGAAAUUCAUCGGGCUUGCUUCCGCCUCGUCAAACGUCUCGAUAUGCUGAGAACGGUCUUCUUUGCAUACAAGGAUGAGUUCCUGCAGGCUGUGCUCACACAGACAGCUGGAGAAGUUGACAUCUUUCGAACAACAGUAGAGAGUUUGGACGACUUUACAUUGAGAUUGAAGAAGCAAGACUUGCUGUGCAAAAUGGAGUUUGGAAAGACACCCACCAAGAUCCGCAUCAUUCACCAAAUGCGUGAGAAAAAGGCCCGCGUUGUGAUUCGUCUUUCCCAUGCCCAGUAUGACGGAACAGCACUAGCCAAAAUGUGGUCCGCUUUCGAAGAGUGCUAUAGCUCAGCCUCGAGCAAUGAUAUGAGCAUGGGGUCGAGUUUCUCUCAUUAUAUGCAUACUUUGUCCCUAGUCCAUAACCAAAGCGCCGCAGAAUAUUGGCGAGACAUGCUGCAAGGAAGCACACGAACACCCAUCAAAAGCCAGGCCGCACCCCGUCUCAGCUACGGGCUUGGUCCAACCGUUGCCAAGACUAUACCAGCAUGCAACUUGCAGUCUAGAGACUUUACCUUUGCUACCGUCCUGAAAGCAGCGUGGUCAUAUGUCCUCUCAAAACACUCAGCAACUAGCGACAUUGUUUUUGGCACCCUGGUACACGGCCGCAACCUGCCAGGCACACAAGACGUUUUCGGUCCCUGCGUUAAUAUCGUCCCUUGUCGCCUCAUCUUCCAAGAAAACUGGACGGCCCGGGAUCUCAUUUCCGCCGUCAACUCUCAGCAGAUGGCCAGCAUGCCGUACGAGACAAUGGGCUCCCGAGACAUCAUCCGCAACUGCACAAGUUGGCCCAAGUGGGCCUAUUUUGGUUCAGUCAUUGUGCACCAGAAUUAUGAGAAUCGCCAGGAGGAAGACCCUGUUAAAGAUUUCGAUCAUUCCGACCUUUCGACCGGUGAUAUUGACAGCGUCGAAGUCUACAUCACGUCUACGCCAAGCCCAGAGAGCACAGAAAUCGACCUUACCUUUACCCACAAUACCGUCUCUCCUUGCCUGGCAGACCAGCUCGCUUCAGAUCUGACUCGCACCAUCACUGAAUUCUACAAAGACUUGGACACGAAAUUGAUGGCACCCGGCGACAUUCAGAAUCAAUCGGCCUUGCUGCCUGUGACAGGCGAUGCAAGGACAAAUAUCGCUCCGCCAACUAGCGAGCAAAUAAUGAUGCUCAAGAGUUGUCCGAGCAAGCUAAGAGAUGACCUCGGCAGUGCUUGGAAGAAUGUGCUCAGACACCAUGAUGUGCCUAGUGAUCUGUCCUGCGAAACCUUUUUCGAACUGGGUGGUGAUGCCCACAAUGCGGGCCAGUUAGCCGCUCAUAUGCAACGGCAAGGCUACCAGCUUAGGAUUGAGGAUGUUUUUGAGCAUCCGACAUGGUUUGACCUUCUACUUGAAACUAUGAAGCACCAAUAA